UACAGGACAUGGCAUACAGCAUUCACAAGAAAAGUUAUAGUCUCCAUGUGGUCUUAGGAUACGUUAAGGUUGGAAAUUCAAGGUCAUGUGAGUUGCUGUACGAUAGGAAAGAGAAGCCUUCAGUUUUGAGAAUUACUGAACUUUUAUUUCAAGACGAAAUAAAAAGGAGACGAAGAAGAGAAGAUGGGGACGGUGGAAUUAUCGUUAAGGGUGAAGCUUCAGGAGACACCUACGCUACUUCUCUUUUUUCAAGAGAACACUUCUGUCAAUUCUCUGGAUGCCGUCGCCAAAGAGUAUAUUGAUGAAUGGAAUACAUAUACUCAGAAACGAGAUGGUCAGCUGGUGAGGACACGGGAGGUUACUUGCCAGACUUUUCUCAAAUAUUUUGUGGAUAAAACAAGCCAAAAGUCUGCUGUUGUUUUCAAGGACACUGGUAGUUGGGCAACACAAUGGGACAUGUAUGAUGAAUACCAGAAACUAAAAGCGGAAAAGCGCAGAGCUUCAACAAAGUCAUCAGACUCUUCACUCUUCAGAAAGAAGGAACCUACCAUCGAAUACUACAGAGGAGACAAAGAAGAACAAGACACAACUAAUCUUUCUAUAGACAAGAAAGGCGGAGGUAUUGAAGUUACUACUUUACUGAAGGGUCUGGGAUGGGUGGAGCGGUUGCUUUCAACUACAAAAAACAUCAAUCUCCUUCAUGCUUACACAAGUGGAAUACACCAGGUGAAAGAAGGUCGAAAAGUAAGUAUGUCUUCUGAGAAGGCGAGUAUGGAGCUCUUGUGGCAGUUCACCUCCGAUGACAUGGCUGACAGACGUGUUAAUAGCAUUGCAUUUUGCAGAACAUCUCCUUGGUUGGUACUAGCCACAUAUGGGUCUCUUGGCUUCACUGGUCUUAAAGAUGGAUUCCUUUGUGGAUGGAAUGUUAAGAAAUUCGGACAACCAGAAUUAUGUUUACCACUUCCGGGGCCACCAACAGUUAUCAGUGCUUGUCCAAGUGCACCUCAGCUGUCUUGCAUUGCUCUGUUAGAUGGAACUUUACUUGUAUAUCAGCUUGAUACACCUGCACCACAAAUAGUAAUGGAUUCUAGUGCAAGUGUUGAUAAGCAUUCGGGACCUGUUUGGGCUGUUGAAUGGAGAGAUUCUCAAGUUCUUAGUGGUGGUGCUGCCAAAAAGACUGCUGAAGGAGACAGACCUCCCUCCUUCAGGAAGCUUGUGAUUAACAUGCAGCAAAGUGCAACAAGUCCUUCACCAGAGAUGGCUUAUGUGCUGAUAUCCUCUUCUGAGGAUGGUACUGUGAAGGAGUGGAUAUUUGUUAAAGGAUCAAUACUAUGCUGUACUCGUCUUUUAAAUGUACGUCUUCCUCUGUGGCUAUCAUUAAAUAUUGCUGGAGGCCUGGAUAGACUUCUUGGUAAAUGUGAAGACAGUGAAGAAGAGGAAUUUGUCAAAAAAGGCGAGUCAAGAAGUCUUGUACUUCCACAGAAAGUACCAGCUACAGCUAUGCACUUCCGACCUGGUGAUAAAACCACUUAUCUCAUUGGAACGGCUGCAGGAGAUGUACUUAUGGUUAGCUUGAGAAAAACUUUACAUAUACAUAUUUAUUUUAAUGCACCCUUUGGCCAUUCGAGUGGUUGAAGCAUUGUAUUUUUGGCAGAUUAAGU
Macrobrachium nipponense is the source of this 1661-nucleotide messenger RNA. Its product is annotated as dynein axonemal intermediate chain 4-like. Gene Ontology annotation, biological process: cilium movement. The record is from RefSeq and is a predicted model, not a curated record. NCBI's taxonomy places the organism in Eukaryota, Metazoa, Arthropoda, Malacostraca, Decapoda, Palaemonidae. Gene Ontology annotation, molecular function: dynein heavy chain binding; dynein light chain binding. The coding region runs from base 184 to 1635 and encodes 483 amino acids. The transcript has 12 exons. Gene Ontology annotation, cellular component: axonemal dynein complex.